CGCAGGGUGUUCACACGUUUGAAGAUGAAGGACACGAUGGUCUCUCUCUCUACCUCCAAAUUCUUAUUGGCUAUGAUAUCACCGCCCCAGAUCCGGUACAACUUUGUUUUGUCACGUAUAAAAAUUUGGGUUGAUUUUUUUUUGGUUGAUUUGGUUGACCGCCAUAAAUAAAUGCUUGAAACCACUUUAUUUUUAGGCUUUUAUUUUGUUUUAUUAGCGCCAACAAUAUGAGAUGUUUAAUCAUGGUUUUUAGUUCUGAUGAUUGAUUGAUAAUUAUAAAUGACUACUUAAAAUGUAGUCCAAAUAUCUUCUAUACAAAACUUUUUUAAAGAUAGGGUACUCUGAGACGUAAUUUUUUGGUUGAGUUUACAUUGCGUAAUGUGUAAUAUUACUUUCAUACUAGACAUAUAAGGUUAUAGCUUCUAUAUAUCUGUUGUAAAUAAACCAUAUAUACAUCAUAUACUAUAUGGCUUUACAACUAUGGUUUAGGAAAAGUGGAUGAGUUGAAUGAAAACAAUUGUGAGGAUAAUGAGCCUUAUCUUCUCCUUUCUUUUUAGCUUUUCCAACAAAGGGAAAGAUAAUGAGCUUUAUAGUGGGAACCAUUCACAGUUUCCAAAACAUGAUUGGAUACAGGAAAUUUGUAGAAUAAAAAACUUAAGAAUCUUACAAACCCGUAAGUGGAUUAGGUAUAAAUCUGAAUUUAUCAUAAAGAUUAAUGAUUUAGAACUAUAUUAUUGAAUAUUUUAUUCGUCUGCUUAACUAUUAGAUUGAUAAUGUACUUUAUCUGAUUGUAUCACAAGAAAAUCAUUCUGUUUUUGAUUGGAUUCACCAACAUUCUAUUCACUUUUUUUCUAAACUAGAGAUAAACGAAUAUGUAUCAGUAGCUUUGUGAGAAUACAAAAAAAAAAAAUCUUCAAAUGUGAUCCUCAAAGAGUUUUAACCUUUUCCAAUGUGACAUACAUUUUUUUUUUUGUCACUCCGAUGUGACAUAUAUACUAGCAUACUUGUUAUAUGAACGAAAUGUGGAAAAAAAAAAAGAGUUUGACCUUGAUCACUAACUUAUUAUGUUCGUCGUUCAAGUACAACGCAUGUGUAUAAGAGAAAAGAUGAAUGAAUAUUCUAAUUAUCUUUUAUUAAAAUAAUGAAAAGCCAAAAAAGACCGAUCAUCGUCAGGUCAAAAGAAAGCCGUAAAGAAAAAACCAACUUGAAAAAUAAAAAUAAAAUUUUUUUCAAAAAAAAGAAAAAUAAAAAUAAAAAUCAUAUCUUUUACCAAACAGAUACAGAGACUUCGGGGAAGACGGAGUAUAAUACCAAACGGAAUUUAAUUAAACCGAACCCGGUUUAACAUAAGAGCAGCAAACAACCCUUGGUUUAUUACAUUAGACAGACAACGUAACCAAACUCUUUCAUGUUCUGUCUGUUUUGUUCUCUUCUGUUCUGUUCUCAUCUUUUCUAAUUUUCUCAGGAAAAUCUCUUGUGGGACAUUCCAGGAAAGUUUUAUUUCAGAUUCAGAUUAUUUUAAAAAAUCUAGAGAAUCACCAAAUACAUUCUUUCGUUCACAAUCCUUUAUUUUCUGGGAAAGUUUAAAUUUUCCGGGAAAGUUCAUUACUUUAUCUCUAGAUUCACCAGAAUCCAAUUCCUCCGGAUCGAUUAAGAUGAAGCCACCAGCUUCGUUAGAUCACUGGAGAGACUAUUUCCGCCGAGCAGACUCCGAUAUUUUCCAGAUCAUCGAUCACGCCAUCAUGGUCGCCGCCGCAGAUUCCCCGAUCAAAUUCAAAUCGAGAAGAGACAAAAUCGCCGAGCUUCUCUUCUCCUGCAGAGUCGCUCGCUGCAACGGAUGCGACCACCUCGAGCUCUCAAUUCCCGGCGAAGAUACGGCGGCUGGUGGUGGUGGGAGUAAAGAGAGCAAUAAUCAGAUUGUUGGGAAUAAUUAUAGUUAUGAAGACGAUGAAGCUGAGGCCUUGAGCGAUGCGAUCGAAGAGUUUUCUAUUGUUUCUAAGGAGGUUGUUAGGAUCAAAGAGGUCUUGAUCAACAAAGACCACGAGACACACGAAGUGAUAAUUGAAUCUCUGAGGAAGUUAAAGUUGAUGUCUUUGGAUGUGGAUAUACUCAAGAGUACUGAGAUAGGAAAGGCUGUUAAUGGGCUUAGGAAACAUGGUUCUGAUCAGAUUCGCCAGCUGGCAAAGACUCUCAUUGCAGAGUGGAAGGAGCUGGUUGAUCAAUGGGUGAACACUACAAAAGAUAUAGCUGGUGCUGGAGGUACACCAGAGUCUGCGAAUCCGUCUGUAGUUGAUGAGGAAGAAGAAGAAGAAGGAGCGUUUCCGUCGCUUCCUUAUGAUGUUGAUAUCUUUACACCCGAAGCUAACGGUUUUGAGAUGUUAAAUGGGGACUUCUUUGAUUCACUAGAUUUUGAUGGAAAUCCUUGUGAUUCUGAGGAAUAUAACACAAGCCGAGAACACGAAAGAAGAAAAACACAGAAGAGAAGACCUGAGGGAGGAAUACAAAUGAGGAUACAAGACGCUUCUUUUAGAUCUAUCAAGCCAUCGUCAUUAGCUGAUAGGACUAGGAGACCUCUUAAGCAAGAACAGAAGAGGAAAGCUCCAGGACCUCAACAAGAAAAACUUAAAGGUCUUGGCGCAGACGCAAAGUUUGAGUUUGCUAAGAGGAAGCUUCAAGAGAGCUACCAACAUCAUGAGAACGCCAAGAAGCAGAGAACAAUACAAGUACUCGAGACGAUCCCAAAGCAAGGUGGUGCUGCUCAGAAACCGCAACUCAAGAGACCUGGAAUGAACAACAGGAAUUGGUCAAACGGGCGUAAAUAGCUUCUUCUCUGUUUAAAAUGGUGGAAUAACUCUCCGCGAAAGACAUUAUUUACAUAACAUACCAAACAAGUAUCAGCAAUCUCUGAUGAAAUAAAGUGAAGAAGGUUCUAUCUGGUUCCACAAGCAGUGGAGAGCUAAACAGAUUCAUCAUCUAAAACAUUUCUUUUAACAAAAAUGUUAACUCCUCUGUUUUUGUUCUUUAUUAAUUCCACCAGUUUGCAGCCAUAUAGGAUCCCAACUGUUGUUACUUUCUUUGGUCUACUACAUUCUUGAGACUCUUCCGGUUUAAUUAAUUCCGGUUUGGUCGGGUCAUGUGACUCAUGUUCGGUUCCUUACAUUACUUUAAAAUUGUAAAAGAGGGUGGAUGGUAGAAAAGCUUUUUCGAA
Molecule: messenger RNA, 3208 nt
Organism: Brassica napus (rape)
Lineage: Eukaryota; Viridiplantae; Streptophyta; Magnoliopsida; Brassicales; Brassicaceae
Product: probable mediator of RNA polymerase II transcription subunit 26b
Exons: 8
Coding region: 1656-2822 (388 amino acids)
Cellular component (GO): nucleus
Source: RefSeq, a predicted model, not a curated record